AUGAACGAUGAUAAUAAAAAUCAGAAAGAAUUGGCUGGAAAUGAUAUAUAUGAAUUAAUAAAAAAAGCAAAAGAUAAAAUAAAAAACGAUUAUAAGUUUUGGUACACCCAACCUGUUCCUAAAAUAAACGAUGAGUUUAAUGAAACAGUAAAUGAGCCAUUUAUAGCCAAUAAUAAGGUAGAAGAUGUUCGAAAAGAAGAAUACAAAUUACCUAAUGGCUAUUCAUGGUAUGUGUGCGAUAUAAAAAAUGAAAAUGAUAGAAGUGAAAUUUUUAAAUUAUUAAGUGAUAAUUAUGUAGAGGAUGACGAUAAUAUAUUUCGCUUUAAUUAUUCUUCCGAGUUUUUAUUAUGGGCUUUAUCAUCUCCAAACUACUUAAAGAAUUGGCAUAUAGGAGUAAAAUAUGAUGCUGCAAAUAAAUUGAUUGGUUUUAUAAGCGCAAUUCCAAUAGAUAUAUGUAUAAAUAAGAAAAUAGUAAAAAUGGCUGAAGUAAAUUUUCUAUGUGUUCAUAAAAACUUACGUUCAAAAAGAUUAGCACCUGUUUUAAUUAAGGAAAUAACUAGAAGAAUAAAUUUAGAAAAUAUAUGGCAGGCAAUAUAUACAGCUGGCAUUUAUUUACCUAAACCAUUAAGCGAUGCAAGAUAUUUUCAUAGAUCUAUAAACGUAAAAAAAUUAAUUGAAAUUGGUUUUUCUUCAUUAAAUUCUAGAUUAACUAUGAGUAGAGCAAUCAAAUUAUUUAGAAUAGAUGAUACUUUAAAUUUAAAGAAUUUGAGAAAAAUGAAAAAAAAGGAUAUUGAUGGAUUACAUAAUUUACUAAAUAAUUACUUGGAACAAUUUAAAUUACAUGCAGUAUUUAGUAAAGAAGAUAUUGCUCAUUGGUUUUUACCAAUUGAUAAUGUUAUAUAUACUUAUGUAAAUGAGGAGAAUGGAGAGAUUAAAGAUUUAAUUUCAUUUUAUUCUUUACCAUCUCAAAUUUUGGGUAAUGAAAAAUAUAAUAUACUAAAUGCAGCAUAUUCAUUUUAUAAUAUUGCAACAACUACUUCUAUAAAAAAUCUAAUGCAAGAUGCAAUUUAUUUAGCAAAAAAAAAUUCUUUUGAUGUUUUUAAUGCUCUUGAAAUUAUGCAUAAUAAAUCAAUCUUUGAAGAUUUAAAAUUUGGAGAGGGAGAUGGGUCAUUAAAAUAUUAUUUGUACAACUGGAAAUGCGCAUCUUUUGACCCUUCGAAUGUUGGAAUAGUUUUAUUGUAA
Molecule: messenger RNA, 1242 nt
Organism: Plasmodium gallinaceum
Lineage: Eukaryota; Apicomplexa; Aconoidasida; Haemosporida; Plasmodiidae
Product: glycylpeptide N-tetradecanoyltransferase, putative
Exons: 4
Coding region: 1-1242 (413 amino acids)
Biological process (GO): N-terminal peptidyl-glycine N-myristoylation
Cellular component (GO): cytoplasm
Molecular function (GO): glycylpeptide N-tetradecanoyltransferase activity
Source: RefSeq, a predicted model, not a curated record